AAGUUUUAAAAACGCGCACGAGCUCAUGAUUCAAUCGUUGCGCCGCGCGGUGCAUUCUGGUAGUAGUUGAAAGAUUCAAGAUGGCGGCGAGCAGGAGACUACACAAGGAGCUUGAAGAAAUCCGCAAAUCUGGAAUGAAAAACUUCCGUAACAUUCAAGUUGAUGAAUCAAACAUAUUGACAUGGCAAGGCCUCAUUGUUCCAGACAAUCCUCCAUAUGAUAAAGGGGCGUUCAGGAUCGAGAUCAUCUUCCCUGCAGAGUACCCAUUCAAACCACCGAAGAUCACGUUCAAAACGAAGAUCUACCACCCCAACAUUGACGAGAAGGGACAGGUCUGCCUGCCUGUUAUUAGUGCAGAGAACUGGAAACCAGCCACCAAAACUGACCAAGUAAUUCAGUCGCUCAUUGCCCUGGUGAACGACCCACAGCCAGAACACCCUCUGAGGGCCGACCUAGCAGAAGAAUACUCAAAAGACCGUAAAAAAUUCUUUAAGAAUGCAGAAGAGUUUACAAAGAAACACGGCGAAAAGCGGCCAGUGGACUAACAAUACCAGACAAGUGUGUAGCCCCAGACCCCCCCACCCCCCUACUCCUCUGAUCCUCUUCCCCUCGCUCUACCACCUUCCUCCCAAUACCCGAUUGCCAUCCUCUAUCCCUCCCUCCCGCUUUCCCUCCUUCUCCUCUCCUUUCCACGUGUCACUCUAGUCAAGCUGGAGAAGUACUGCGCAGCUGCAGCCUCCGUCUUGAAGCAGGACACCGUGAGGACAUCCGAGUUUCUGGUGUUAGCUUGAGGCCCUUACUAACUUUUUACUCUGUUGUUUAUUAUUUUUUUUUCUUUCUGAAGUUUGAAAGCAUAAAUUUGUUAGAGGAUAACUUAAGAGAAAGAAGUUGGAAAUUGUACAGGGCGUUUCAGUUAUGAAUGCUGUUUGACCCUUUUGUAAUGAGAAAAUGAAUCAUUGCAUUAUUACACACAACUUUCAGAAAUUACUUUUGGAAGUGACAGUUCAUUUAAAACCAGAUGGAUUGUAAUUUAUCAUGUAUAUUAUUAUUAUUAUUAUUAUUAUGUUGUUCCCUCUUCUUACAUGUGUGUUCUUUGAUUUCCACAAUACCAAACAAAACGGAGACAUUGAGGAGGAACGGAGGUUAGCCAGCUGGAGGAUUUCAGCGAUUAUUCAUAUAACCCUUUUACUUUCACUGCACUUGUUGGGUUGCACGGUAUGUCUGAGGAACAGGCUACUUUCAGCCCCUUUCCAAGCCUCGAAUCGGCAAAACCACUGUAGAGUCAGAAACAAAGGCUGAUUUUGCUAUGAAAUACUUUUGUUUCACAAAUGAAAAAGGAACGAUGAAAACAAUGCUAUUUGUGUGAGUGAACGUCAUUUUCCAUGAUGACGAUCACUCAUUUUAAACAUCUCUCUUUUAACGUGUUUCAUAGGAGUUUCUUGUAUAUUAUUGAUUAUUUGGGUUUAAACAGGGAAGUGGCCCUUAGAUUUACAGAGAUGUACGCUACUGAAGAAUAUUAUUCUUAUUUUCUCCCAACACAGAAUAAACGCAGUAGUUGACCGUGAGUUUUCUAGAACAUUCUCUUUAAAGUAUAUUAUUCAAUAUGUCAAGACUCAAGAGUUUAACUUUGGUUUUGACGCCACACUUUAUGAUGUGAAAUCGACGAGGUUCUUUGGGCGUUCUUUCGUUCAAGAUAUUUGCUUUUGGGUGAAAUCUCUUGCAGUAUGCCUCAAAUAAGCCCCUUGCUCUCUUCACAGUGUCAUUUUCUUCUUUUUAAAGGCUUAUUUUUGUGCGGACUUUAAAAACACUCCCUUUUGUGUACCAAAAUAAAAGAGGAAGACCAAGCAAGGGAAUCUGUUAUACUGAAACAUUGGCUAAAUUCACUUUUUUUUUUCUCGCUUCUACAGAUUGGUUAGGGAUUUCCUCUUAAGAUCAACCAAUCACAAUAUUUUUCUGGGAUGCCCAAGCAUUAUGGAUUUG
Molecule: messenger RNA, 1980 nt
Organism: Pimephales promelas (fathead minnow)
Lineage: Eukaryota; Metazoa; Chordata; Actinopteri; Cypriniformes; Leuciscidae
Gene: ube2l3b
Product: ubiquitin-conjugating enzyme E2L 3b
Source: RefSeq, a predicted model, not a curated record